This is a messenger RNA of Trichogramma pretiosum, 2165 nucleotides long. It is a transcript of the gene mre11, whose product is annotated as double-strand break repair protein MRE11. Lineage: Eukaryota; Metazoa; Arthropoda; Insecta; Hymenoptera; Trichogrammatidae. The record is from RefSeq and is a predicted model, not a curated record. The transcript is spliced from 11 exons. Gene Ontology annotation, biological process: meiotic DNA double-strand break formation; mitochondrial double-strand break repair via homologous recombination; double-strand break repair via homologous recombination. The coding region runs from base 91 to 1959 and encodes 622 amino acids. Gene Ontology annotation, molecular function: 3'-5'-DNA exonuclease activity; manganese ion binding; DNA endonuclease activity. Gene Ontology annotation, cellular component: nucleus; Mre11 complex.
GUCACUUAACAAGUUUGGCGCGGUUGUUCUAAAUCAAACCAUUCCUGUUUUUGAUUUUUGAUAUAACAUUGAAUAUUAAUUCAUUUAAACAUGAAUAAAAACAAAAUGGGUAGCAGUGACGAAGAAGAGUCCUUUAGUAAUGAAAAUAAUUCUAAAAAUGAAAGUCCAGAAAAGUUAAAUGAUGAAAGUUUGGAUGAAAAAGACGUUAUGAAAAUUCUUGUUGCUACAGAUCUUCAUUUAGGUUAUGAACAAACAACAAAAAGAGUACAAGAAGAUGACAGUUUCAGAACUUUUGAAGAAAUUUUACAGUAUGCAGAAGAACAUGAAGUAGAUAUGAUUCUUUUAGGUGGCGAUUUAUUUCAUGAAGCUAAACCUUCACAUAACGUUGUCACGAAAUGCAUUAAUUUAUUGCGAAAAUAUUGUUUAAAUGAAAGGCAGGUAAAAAUUCAAUUUCUCACUGAUCCAGAAGUUGCUUUUAGUCAUUGCGAACAAAAAAAAGUUAAUUACGAAGAUAAAAAUUUCAAAGUUGGAAUUCCAGUAUUUUCAAUUCAUGGCAAUCACGAUGAUCCAAGUUUUGGAGCUGUUGGAACAAUGGACGUUCUUGCAGCUACUGGGCUCAUAAAUUAUUUCGGAAAGUGGUCUGAUGUCACGAAAAUUUCAAUCGUUCCUUUACUUUUUCGGAAAGGAAGUACUACUGUUGCUCUUUACGGAUUAAGUUAUAUGAAUGACCAACGACUCUCCCGGCUGAUAAGAAACGAUAAGUUUCAUUUUGUGCGAGGUGAAGAAACUGGAAACCCCUUCAAUAUGUUAAUUUUGCAUCAAAAUAGGGCUCAACAUAGUAAAAAUUCAUUUGUUCCUGAAGAUUUACUGCCAGAUUUUCUAGAUCUUGUUAUUUACGGGCAUGAACAUGAAUGUUUAAUAAUGCCUGAACGAUCAAAGCUAAAUCCGAAAAUUCACGUGUGUCAACCUGGAAGCUCCGUAGCAACUUCAUUAGCUCAAGGAGAGUCCGUUCCAAAGCACGUUGGAUUAUUGAGUAUUUAUAAAAAUAAAUUCAAAAUGGAUCAAUUGCCACUGAAAACUGUCAGACCUUUUGUUUUCGAGGACUUAUUACUCAAUGAAUGUAAUGAUGAAAUUUCUACUUUUAAAAGUAGGACUGAAGCCGUAGAAGAGUUUGUUGAUAACUACGUUGAAAACGUGUUAAUUCCACGAGCUACUGAAUUAUUAACUGAUCAUCCAAUGCAGCCUCAAAAACCGUUAAUCAGACUGAGAAUAUUUUAUAGCAAUGAUAAUGAUAUGUUUGAUCCAUUAAGGCUUUCUCAAAAGUAUUACCAUGUUGUUGCGAAUCCACAUGAUAUAUUUCUUUUCCGAAAAUGUUCGUCAAAAUUGAAAAAAAAAGACAUCAUUCCAUCUAAUCAAGAUCUUGGAGAAAUAGAAGAAAUAUUUCGUUUUGAUGAGGGGGACAAAGACUGGAAACGAUCUGUUCAAGGAGGAAUCAGUGAUUACUUUAAACAAGAUGACCAGGUGGGCAAGCUCACUGUUCUCUCUUUGAAUGAACUUAAUCGAGCACUGUCACGUUUCGUAGACACUAAUGAUGGAAACGCCUUCAACGAACUUGUAGAGCAUCAAGUUAAGGAAACUGUCUCAUAUUUACUAGAAGAUGGUCGUGAUUAUAAAAAUAAACAAGAUAUUUUAGAAGGAAUUAAAGAUUAUUCUAUUGCUCGUGAAUUGUCUGAAGAAGAUAAUAAAGAAAAAAAUUUUAAUCAUAAUGUGAAGAAUGUAAACAGUAACGAUGAUGCUCUUCCUGAUGACACACCUGCUAAAAAAAGAGGAAAGUAUCAAAAACUUGAUGAUGAAGAAGCUGAUUGCUUGCAAAAUAAUACAAAACGAAGUAAAGCAAAAGUAUCAAAAAAAAUUUCAGCUCUUGAUAUAAGUACUUCUAGUGGAUCUAAAAAAAUUUAAACUAGAAUCUAUUUGAUAUUUUAAAAUAUCAGUUUUGAUUCAGAAUAAAAAAAUUGACAUUGUUAUUCAAAUUCUUACAUUUAUGUGUCAAUAUUAUUGUUCAAACUCUUUUAUUAAAUGUUAUUUAAACGUUUUUAAAUAUAAUGUCGUUGUUAAAUCACAAAAAUAAUUCCUAAGAGUGAAUAAAACAUUUUUAUAUUGAAAAA